Molecule: messenger RNA, 666 nt
Organism: Coniophora puteana RWD-64-598 SS2
Lineage: Eukaryota; Fungi; Basidiomycota; Agaricomycetes; Boletales; Coniophoraceae
Exons: 6
Coding region: 1-666 (221 amino acids)
Source: RefSeq, a predicted model, not a curated record
AUGGAACCAAAGGCAGUGGAUCGUGUCCGAUACCCAGUAACACUCAAGGAACCACCAACAGAGGGGAUCACAGUUCCAUCUGCCCACACCUACACCUACACCAACCCCCUUCCCAAGCGCCCCCGUGCCCAGUCCGAGAAACAUUCUUCCACGGGAGACAUCUACGAAUAUUCCAUAUCCACCGGUGCGGAACCAUACGAAAGUACGAGGGCUCCCAGUCACUCGUGCACGGACGACUGGCAGGACGAGCGGACAGAGCUUGCCUGUCGCGUAUAUCACUGGAAGACGAACACUGCGAACCGCUACAACGAUGCUUCAAAAUUCAGCUUCAUGGCUCCUUCGAACCUCGAGAAUGACUUCAAACUCGGCAGCGCUGGCGGCUGUCAAUCCAAGACGCUCCCCAGUAGCCAAGAGAAUACGGACAGCACCAUCGCUGUGGACGCCCAGCACAAGCUUAUAGCGGACCCUGAAGAACACCUCCCAGCUUGGUCUCCGAUACUGCCCGAGCCCAAUUCCAAGAGUAUGAGCAUGAGCAGCAAGCGGCACUCGUUUUGCGGCUCGCCAAAAGAGUACAUGUCGCUCGAGGCGAUGAGGAGCGUGAUGAAACGCAUGGGUGGGCUUGGGCAGGUUCUCAAACGCCCUUACAUGGUGAACGGGCCGGGUUGA